AUGGAGAAGACCCACCUGAUUCGGUGUUCAAAGGAGGAAAUGGAGAAGACCCACCUGAUUCGGUGUCUAGCGGAGGAAAUGGUGAUGACCCACCUGAUUCGGUGUCCAGCUCUAAAGACAACGGCAGACCCACCUGAUUCGGUGUCCAGCUCUAAAGACAAGGACGCACCUGAUUCGGUGUCCAGUCCUAAAGACAACGACGGAAAGCCGAGAUACUGGGAAGCAAGAAGACAGCUACUCCGGAAAGCCAGAGAUACUGGGAAGCAAGAAGCCAGCUAA
This is a messenger RNA of Rodentolepis nana, 279 nucleotides long. NCBI's taxonomy places the organism in Eukaryota, Metazoa, Platyhelminthes, Cestoda, Cyclophyllidea, Hymenolepididae. The record is from the annotation of a GenBank genome assembly.